Molecule: messenger RNA, 1251 nt
Organism: Myxozyma melibiosi
Lineage: Eukaryota; Fungi; Ascomycota; Lipomycetes; Lipomycetales; Lipomycetaceae
Exons: 1
Coding region: 1-1251 (416 amino acids)
Source: RefSeq, a predicted model, not a curated record
AUGUCGUUUACACUCCUACAGCUUGUCGCUACCAUCUACGCUUUUGUUCAGUUUGCAUUUGCCGACGAAGUAGGCACCGUGCUAUUUCCGAACACGUCGUUUUUUGAGAUCGAGCACUACUAUCCCAGCCCACGAUACCAUGUCUACCCUCGCAGGACCGACUUCAGCGUUGCCAGUUUUGUCAACUGGGGCCAGAUUACAGACUACAACUCGAAGGCGAAUGAUGGAGAUGACUACUUCUCUCUGGAAACCGGCCCCUUUGCCUACUGCGCUAUCGGGAACUACUCGUUCUGGUUGUCUCAAUAUGGACGGGGCAGCUUAGCGGGUGCUGGCGCGCACUUUUUGAUGGCUAUGAACGGAAGCCACCCGUCAUGGGCAAAAAUACACCCAGACCUCGAUGACAUCGACGAGGACUAUAAUACGAUGAUACCGUACACCGAUGACGAGAACGAUGCUAUGAACGAACCUUACUACUUCACCUUUUUUGCUCCCCGAUCUUCCUGCGUCAUGACUUCCGCGACCACCGCUGUCCAGGUCUGGGAGAUCUUACAUGAGAAGCGUGAUGAUCUGGCAAUUGGAUCAAUGUUGGUCAAUUACACAAUCAACCCAGAUGAAGGGACUUUUGCGUCCACCCGGCCCCAGGAUGUGUAUAGCUCCUACUACGUUGAUGACGACGACGACGCCGAUUAUCAGUAUGGUUAUGGUCUCCUAUCCACCAUGAAGGUCAAUGGAGUCAUUUACAUGUACGCAGUUGACAGAUCGAGCUACGGUAACUACCAAGACGUUUUGCUUGCAUCCGCCCCGGCCAGCACGGUCCUGGACAAGUCGACUUGGAGCUACUGGCAAAAUUCCACUCAGUCAUGGAAUACGACCGAGCCUCUUGCAACAAAGCGCAGACAAGACGAUGCCGUUUACACCGCUAGUUCUAGCAUCGGCUAUCAAAUUGAUGGUGGCUCUAUGGGUUCGAUCUUCUACUCGGAGUACCAUCAUGCCUACAUCUUCACCUACUCGACAUCCGACGACCCGAGCACGCUCAUUAUCGAGUACGCGCCAACGCCGGCCGGGCCGUGGUCUCAGAACGAGCAAGUGUUGGUCAACAGCACGGAUGUUGACUUCAAUUAUGCUAUCGUCACGCCUUACUUCUACAACUCGCCUGCGCAUGAAGGCCAUGUCGGAAAAGAGCUUCUCAUCUCGGUUUCUCCUGCCUCCUAUGAUAAUACCUACUGGGCUUACAAGUUGAGUUUUGAGUAG